AGAAGUAUACUGGAACGAGAAUCCUGAAUCGUGUAUCAAAACAUUUUACAUGCAUGGAUACCAAAACGAGCAUCGAGGAAUUAAUCGAAAAAUUAACUACAAAUAUCGACGAAGAACUUAAUCAUCAACAAUUAUCAGCAUUCAAGAAAUAUUGUAAAGCUGAGCGUGAUAAUAAUGAAGUUUUUAAAUAUUUGUUUCGUUUAAUUUUUCAUCGUUUAAAACAGAAUCAUGCACAAAUUCGUUAUAGUUCUUUUCUUAUUAUCGAUUAUUUAUUUGAACGAUCACGUCUUUUCCGACUAAUUGUGUGUGAAAAUUUACCGGAAAUACUUGAACUUUGUCUGGAUGUAACUUUCACUGAUGGAAAAAUCGAUGGCACCGUUCAACCUCGAUCGAAAAAUCUCGAACAAUCAUCUGCUCAUCAUAAAUCAUUACGGCCAAAAAUUUGGGCAAAUAAAUUGCAAGCAAAGAUUUUAGAACGUUUUCAAUAUUGGCACACUGAAUUUGCUGACGAUUAUCCUACAUUAAGUCAUUAUAAUAGAUUGUUGAUUGAGAAAAAAAUUUUUCAUAAGCAACAAUCUCAAUGGCAACGAAUAAUUCCGACUGAAACUAUUGAACAAUUACGAAAAGAUUUUGCUGAGCUAGAAAACGAUGUAAAUCUGUUGAUUAUUCAAAUAGAUUCUUGUUUUGAAUUACUUAUACCAAAAAUUAAUCUUAUUGAAAAUAAAAAUUACAACAAUGGUCAGACUAAUGACAUCCAUUCCAAUAUUCGUCCCAUGCAAGGACUUUCAUUUAAUAUCAUACUUAUUUCCAAUAUAGAAAUCGUCCGUGAUGAAACAAACAGUGUUUUAAUUGAUAAUCUAAAAGAGCUUUGUAAAGAAUUGAAUAAUAUGGGGCGAAAACUUGGCCUUCUCGAAACGCAAUCUAAAUUUGUCAAUGAUGUACUUGAUGAUGAUAUUAAACAAUUACGAAUUAAAAUUGCAUCAAUACUAAGCAAAGAAAAUGAUAUUAGAAUUGUUGAACGAUCAUCAUCAUCAUCAUCGAAAGAAGACAAUAAUGAUAGUGAUGACUUGGAUGAAGAUGAUUUCGAAGAAGUCACUGAGACAGAAGAUAAAAUUUUGCUGGCCAAAAUGAAACACGAUAAAGAUGAAAAUGAACAGUCAAAGUCGUCUACAAUAAUUUCCGAUAAUCAGUGUCGAGCAUUAUUACCAUCUGGACGUCUUUGUCCACGAAGAGAUCUUUUUAAUUGUCCGUUCCAUGGAAAAAUCAUACCCCGUGAUGAGGAAGGAUUGCCAUUAGAUGAUGAAUUAAGACAAAAGGAAUUAGAGGCCAAAUUUCAACGUGAAUCUAACGAAUGGAAAGAUCCUCGUUACCUUAAGAUUCUAAGCGAACAAAUUGGUAAAGAUUUAAGAAUGAAUACUAAACGAAAACGCAAUACCAACGAAACAUUAAUUAAUCUAAAACAAUUAACUUCAACUCCUCGGCAACGUUUAAAAUCGAAAUUAAAAAUUAAAUAAAUAAAUGAUUUUUUAUAUGAA
Dermatophagoides pteronyssinus (European house dust mite) is the source of this 1535-nucleotide messenger RNA. RefSeq lists its product as uncharacterized. Gene Ontology annotation, cellular component: chromosome. The record is from RefSeq and is a predicted model, not a curated record. NCBI's taxonomy places the organism in Eukaryota, Metazoa, Arthropoda, Arachnida, Sarcoptiformes, Pyroglyphidae. Gene Ontology annotation, molecular function: RNA polymerase II complex binding. Gene Ontology annotation, biological process: transcription-coupled nucleotide-excision repair; response to UV.